Molecule: messenger RNA, 2826 nt
Organism: Lynx canadensis (Canada lynx)
Lineage: Eukaryota; Metazoa; Chordata; Mammalia; Carnivora; Felidae
Gene: CFAP299
Product: cilia and flagella associated protein 299
Exons: 6
Coding region: 61-762 (233 amino acids)
Source: RefSeq, a predicted model, not a curated record
AACUUCCUGACCUGACGCUGGCGCCUCUGUCGCUAGGGACGCUUCGGCUAAGGCAACACGAUGGACCAGGAAGAGAGGCUGACGGCCGUGGACAACAUAGUCACUCAGUUCAACACCUAUGAAGAUUUCCUCGACUCGCAGAUCACUUCCGUCGACCUGUACUACCUGGAGGAUGAAGGCCUGGCUCGCCAGUUGGUGGAGCUAGGCUACCGGGGGACCGGAGAGGUGGUGAAAAGGGAAGAUUUUGAAGCAAGGAAGGCAGCUAUAGAGAUUGCAAGGCUGGCUGAAAGAACUCAGAAAAAGACAUUAACAAGUGCUGGUAAAGACCUGCAAGAUAAUUUCCUGAAGACUCUGGCAGUGAGAGAAGAAGACAAUCACAAUGGAAAAGUGAGCACCGUGAUCUUUAUUCGUGACAAAAACUCGCAUGGGCAGGAAGUGUCAGGAUACAUUGACUAUGCCCACAGACUAAAGAUUGAAGAUUUUGAAGUCUAUUUUAGUGGAAAAAGAAGACUUCUUCCAAAACCCACAGAUAUGAGCUUUUACAACUGGGACAGUCAUAUUGCUGUUUGGAAUUCAACUCCCAAUUAUCAAGUGAUUGCUGAUAAUCUAGAAGGCUUACUUUUCAAAUACAAAAGAGACAGAAAAAUUCUCAAUGUGGAUCCAAAGGUUCCCCCAGGUGACAACUCUACUAGAAUCCCUAUCCAGACAGACCUCUACAUUCAAGCUGUCAUUUUUGACCACAUUUCCAGAAGAAAGACUUAACUACCAACAUGCUAGAUGGCCCCCCUAAUGGGCUUGCUAAAUUUAAAUGAAUGCUGUAACCAGAAGCAAAUUAGAAUAAUAAAUGAGCUCUGUAGCUGGAAGACAAAUUAGAAUAAUAAAAGUUGAUAAAGAAAUUAGAAAGAAAACCAUAAUCUUGACUGUCUUUGUGUGGUAUAGAUAUUAAUCCCAUUUGAGUUUUUUUUUUUAAAUUUUUACCCUAAAUACUGAAGCUGACUGCAACAGUUCAUGGGAGAGAAUCUUCUUGCUACUUUAAAGAUAUAGUAAUUAGUGACUAUAUUGUAACUCAGAUCUUCCAAAACAAAAAUGUUCCAGGUCCUACUGUUGCCAAAUAUAGUGGACCAAAACCCAUACCAUGUGGCAGUGCUGUCUACUAAAUUUGUUGAAUAUCGAUAAGAGGUCUGAAAUUGAAGAACAAGAGUAAAAAAAUAUAAAUACAAAGUUUUCAAUAGACCUAAAUGAGUAAAUAAAUUCUGAAAUGUCCCAUGACAUGAUGUAUAAAAUGAAUGAAGUGUUUGAUAUGUUUAUGUGCCUGGACAAUAUGAACCCCAUGACAAUGAAAUCUAAGAGAAACUGAAAAAUUUUAGAGAAGUGAGGACUUCAUUAGAGAAAAGCAUGCUUUCCUAAUGUGCCCUUGCAGGUGGCUUUUGUGCAGAAAAGAUAUUAUUCAGAGGUCACUUGUGGUUUAACAAUUAAUAUUAGUUUCUUCUUCUUCUUUCUAUUCUCUUCCCAUUCUAAACAACCUAGUACUAAGGCAAUCAGCUGGGCCAAGCAAGGUAGAAAUCUGCUCACUAUGUGGGAAUGGGAAAGCCCAGAGCAGAGUGUCAGAGUUCCAAUGGGGUGAGCAAGGUGUAUUCAGCAGGAAACUGAUGGCCCGACAUGAGAUGGUAGAUCCACUCAGAAUGAGUAGAGUGGUGUUAAAUUAGAAUGGGAUAUUUUGGUGUGAUCUUAUCAUUUUCAAUAUAUACAACAGAUACAGAAUGUAUGUUAAUGUAUGUACAUAUACAUCUUCCCUCACUCAGUUCAAAGAGAGGGCCUCAAAGCAACAACACCCUAUAUGGAUGAGCACAUAUAGCACCCAGAUCUUAGUUUGUCACCACCAUUUUCUACCAAAAGGAAAUAGCAAUCCUUGGGAAAAUGUCCUGGGCUGAGACAGGGAAAAUACAAAGGCUAGAAUAAUUUUUUUUGUACCAGAAAUCAAAGAAGUUCUUGAAAAAUGAAGGGGAUUUGUCAAAAGAAUAAUGAAUCCACCUUGGAAACGUUCCCAUUGGCCAAACCUGAGAAAGGUUGGGCAUCAAAAUAAUGAAAACAACAGAAAGCAGGAAAUUAUGAGCCCAUAAGGAUCCACAGAAAGGAAUAAAAGCAAAGUUUGAUGAAGAACAGGAUAUUUACAUAGUAUCUCCCACAAAACAUGUAUUAGUUAUAGAGGGAAUGAUGGAAAAACCUGGAAGACACCACUUUCAAAAAGUGAUCAAAGAGAAUGUGUUUAGUAAUGAGGCAAACUGAAUUUGUUCCCCACCAAGUAAUAUGAACACAGGAACUCCUCAUCACUUUUGUAAUAAUCCUGCCAAAUUUACAUAACCUGAAUAUAACCAAGAGAAAACUCAGGAAAAAAAAUCUGUGGACAUUAUGCAAAAUAACUGGCCUGAAAUCUUCAAGGAGUCAAGUUCUUGAAAACAGAAGACUGAGAAACUGUCUCAGAUUGAAGGAAACUAGAGACACGUGAUCAUCAAAUGCAACCCAUGAUUCUGAAUUACAUUCUUAUCCUAUAAAGGGGAUUUGGGGACAAUUGGUGAAAUUCGAAUUUUUUUGAAGAUGAGUAAUGUAAAAUGUAGUAAUGUAAAAUGUCUAUGUCCUACUUUUGAUGAUUAUGUUGUGGUUAUAUGAGAAAAUAUCCUUGAUUUUGGGAAAUUACACUAAAGCAUUUGGGAGUCAACAGGCAUCAUGUCAGCAAAUUAUUUAUAAAUAUUUCGGGGGGAAAAGGUCUUUGUGCUAUACUAUUUCUGUAAUUCUGAGAUUAUUUUGAAAUAAAGUAAGUAUUUGAUU